AAACACCCGUAGAAGGCCGGCAGGGUACCCGGGUACCCACGAAAUUGAAAUGAUCAUAUCUUAGCGAUUUUUCCACCGAUUUUAACCUUCCGUAACUCGCGCGGUUGACUACCUGCGUCAGCACCACGCUAAUGCUGAGUAGAAAUAGCGAGAUUUUUUCAACGUGUUGUACAAAAUACAACGGCGCGAUCGCUCGAGGGUUAAAAGUUUUUGCCUCAUUCAACUCAGAAACUCAUUAUCUAUCGAGACCUUAUUUGGUUGGACCGGUCCGAUCACCAUAGGUACCGGAAAAUCCGGAUUUCCGGAUCCGUGCUUUUAUACAAUACAACAUACGGGAUUUUCGGUAGGUUAGUAGCAAUUUCGGUACCAAGCAUCGUAAAAUUGCUUUGCCAUAUUGUAUCUGACCGGCCUGGAAUCAUAAAACCUGUUGACUUUGAAACUGUGAUUUCGGAACACGCUUCCCGUGAGGCCAUGGUUGACCAUAAACACUUUAAGGUAUCCUAGCCUUAACAAUGUGGGUUUCAAUAUGGUAUAAAGACAUGCUCCCAAAAAUAUGGAUUUUCCGAAAACCACGGUGAUUAGAUCGGUCUAACCAAAUAUUUUCCCGAUAGAUGAUGAGUUUCUGAAUUGAAUGAGCUAAAAAUUUCCAAAAUCGAUGGAAAAUUGACGGAGAUAUGAUCAUUUCAAUUUCGUGGGUACCCGGGUACCCUGUCGGCCUUCCACGUAAUAAAAAAUGCAGGAGCCCCUCCCCCUGCCCCUCCUCACUUUAAAAUUUGGUCAACCCCAGUAAUAGAUGUAUAUUCACGAGUUCUAAGAUCUAACAGAGUUCCAACAUCCUAGUCUCAAUAACCAUUAAAAUAUCGAGAUUUGAAAUUGAAAAAGGUACCCGGGUACCCUGCCGGCCACAUAAGUGUUAAAAACCUCACCAUCUGAGGCUAAACUCAAUGCAAAGGAAAUCAAAUUGGGUUAGGGAUCCAUGUAUGUACUAACUCUUCGAAGACUGGAAAGUGCUAGUACGCAAGGAACAUACUAGAAUCCUUAUUGCUGAACACAUGUUCCAUUAUUGGAAUGAUAUUGCUGCUAAUGUUAAAACCCAGCUCCUACUGGGGAGAAUUUAGCAGUAAAACAAGGGUGAUGCUAGGUUUUCUAAGAAAACAAAACAAAAACUGUAUCAACAUCGAUACUUUAUUGUCCCUCAAUGGCAACAUGGCCCCGAGUAAUGCAACAUGCACUACACUAAGGAUACGGGUAAUGUCACAAUAGAUCUAAAAACUGGUCGCAGUGACAAACCCGAAUAGGAAUAAAAAAAAAUGCUAAAUACUAAAAUACUAAAAGUUUGUACUUAUCUUGAUUGCUCCGGACAAUUUCCGUUUGUAUUGGGGAACUUCGUAAGUGUACCAGGAAAGGUUGUCUUCAAAAAUAUGGCGUUUUCUGGAAUAAAAAAAUAAAUAAAAGGAAAUACUGGGCCACGGCCCAUUUAUAUUAGUAUAAUGUUUAUAACAAGUGUUAAAAUUUAGAAAAUACAAUUCUUAAUCAGUAUAAAUAAUAAUUACUAGGUUCUACUUCAUAGGGGUAGUAGGGGCAAUAUGACCAUACGGGGCAAUAUGAGCCACCCUGAAUUUGGCCUUAUUAUCAAGUUUUGUUCUGUUCAAAGCCUUAGGAUCUUUUAUAGAGUGCUUCAAUCAUGUCUCACUGUAAAAACCGUACCAAAAUUCGAUUCUGAAAUGCAAAUAUUAAUGAAAAUGCAAUUUUUUGCUACGAACGCAAAAAUGUUAUAAGAUUUAAUACUCCAAAAUAAGCUUUUAACAGAUAACUCCCUACUGCCCAGGUAAAUAUUCCAUUACAGUUUAUACUCCUACUAUUACUGAGCAGUUUGUGAACAAGUCUGCAUUUUUUUCGAAACUGAAAUAACAAUAAAACAUGAAUUUUCCGAAACUAGUCUCUACGGGGCAAUAUGGUCAUACCUUCUCGGACCAACAUGAUCGGUUUUAUUUUGUAACCUAACCUCAAAAUUUUGCUGUCAAAACAUGAACAUUAUCUGCAGUACCAUGGUUCAUUACUGGUGUGAGGUUACAAGCGGCGAUCGGAACGAAAAAAUUGGUCACAUAGCAGCCUGAACGCAGCCAAGACACAGCCGCCACUACAGAUUACAUCCCAAUCUCAAACGUUGAAUGAAACCGGAUAUUUGCGGUCUUCGCUUGGAACGAAGGAACCGUCCAUAAAUGACGUAGCUGUAACCGUUUGGUUACAAAUUGUAGAUUUUUGUUUUGUAUUAUAUGUUGAGUGUCGGACCCUUCACGUUUCUUGUGUAAGAUCAGUAGAAGUACCACAGAAGCGUUAGGGUCCCGUGCCGCUGUAACUGUGUAGUUUCGCUACCAAAAUCAAACAUGGAUGGAAUAAUGAGCAAGUGGAGCGAAAUGUUACAUACCAUGAUGGUAAAAAAAUGACGGAAGAGGGAAUUUGGGAUGAUAAGAGAGAGCACGGCCAUUGCUUAAAACUGGGCUCAGAAAAAUCAGACGUCCGUGCGCUGAAGACGUGAUUUCCGUAGUGCAGUGGUUAAAGUGAACGAGAAAUUCAAGAAACCCCCCCCCCUUGAGAGGAGUCAAGGGAUUGAAUGGGAAUUAAUACCGUUAAGGACCUCUUUUGUAUGGACCUUUAGAGUCUACCGUCCAGCACACGGUUCGGCCCGCGGAACCGGGAACGGUUCCCGCGCCUAACUUGUAAAGGAGCCACACCGUCCUUCCGGACGGACUCUCGGGCACAGGCCCUAAUCGUAAAGGAGCUUUCCCCUCUCGGCCGUCCAAGGUGGUUAGCCCACGGCCGGCCGAUUGCGCCCACGAGGGAAGACGCCUGCAUACCCCCCCCCCCCCAGCAACGCCCGCUGGUCCCGUCGGCCGAGUACCGGCCCCGCUCGCCUUGCCAUCCGGCGAGAUUUCCGGCCGCACAGCUGGACAGGAGUCGCUGUGUCGGCCACCAAACGCGCCAUCAACUAGAAGCAGCGGUAUGUACCGGUACGUCCAACUAGCAUAGGUUACACUUAACAAAUUAACACUCAAAUUAUACACAGAACAACACGCACACUCAACAAAUAGGACUUUUAAUAAAUAUGUAAGUAAUGUGAAGGAUCUGUGUUAUUAGUUUUUGUAUCGCGAAAAGACCUUGAUUACACAGUAGCUAGCCGACCCUGGGAUUGCCGGAGAGUCUCUUGUGUCUUGAGUCGGCCCGGCACUGAUAGAUUGUCGAUUAGUUUCACUUGGCACCCAGCCAAAAGUCCGCGAAAGGUAAUCAAGGGACCGAAGUAGUAUACAAAAAUCUAACGAUUUUUGCCGACGGGAGGUGGCAGGGAUACGUGCUUGCACGUAUGUCUCGCCCCUUACGCACUGUCCUAAACUCAGGUGAUUUAACUGUGAUAUUACGAAGCUUUUGCUUCAAAAGAGGUCCUGAGCACAUCACGGACACAUUUGCUCUUGAUUUUCGUUUUUACCGUCCGAAAAUUCUUUGAUGUUGGCAAAUUUUGUGUUUCGUAAACCGUUUAUGUAUUGACGCAACAUAUAUCAUAAUUGAACUUCACUGUUUUUGUCCAAUCAUAAUGACAACACACGCACACUAUUCAUUUUAAUCUGUUUGUUUUGUUACGUCACUAUGUUUUUCGAUUUCAUUUUACCCUACUGACCCACAACACACACUGAUUCUCAUUAUGACUCGCAAGCGGCGAGCAAAGGCUAAAGCCAAUUAUAAACCAAUCAAUUGGCAGUCGUCGACGUACGAUGCGGACGAGUCGGACUUAGAGGAAUGGUUUGAAAUGCCUCGUCCGUUGCUCUCGACGCAUCCUAACUACCCGCUAGAGGAGUUAGAGCUGGACCUCGAAGAGACUUUGCAUACCAUUCGGGAGCAAAGGACUUCGGGGGUGAUGAUGCCAGCAGACGUCAUAAAAAUUAAAAGAAUCAUUUACGUGUUUAUGCGUGACAUGAACAUCAUCACAUGCGAUGCAAAUUCUCGCUAUUUGCCCCCCAGCGCGACAUGCGAGUAUAGGGCGCCGGAGUCAGAACCAGAGGAAGAGAUCGAGUUGAUCAUCCCUAGUUCUGAUUCCGAAGACUUCGAAAUGUCCUUCAGCGAGCCCGAAUCUGAUUCGGAAGACCUGCUUCAGGUAGAAAUGGGAACGAAAAGAAGCCCAAUGUCACGCUAUUCUUCCGGUUAUUUUACUCCCGAUUUUGACACCAGUAAGUCGGUGCUUCAAUCUUCUAAAAUUCCCCGAGACUUACCUGGUGAAGCUUUCCAUUCUUCAACUUCACAAACUUCGAACCCCGAAUCCCUCCGAAAGCAGACCCGGUCGUUCAAGAUCCGGAAAAAGGCCAACCUAAACCUUCGAGCGGAACCUACGGCCAAAGAACUGUGCAGCGAAAACCUUCUUCGAUUUUUGGAACCCAUCCCUUCUUUGAACAAUCCCAGUUCCGGACGCACACCUGGAACCUUGCCUGGAACCCACCAGAAAAGAUUUUCAUUCAAUAGAAAAAAGAUAAAACUCAGAAUUAAAGUUUUAUAAAUCAUUUAUUUAUCUUUUCUUUUCAAAUUCCACUUUUCGGCAGUUUGCCGGUGAUCCAACGAUGCGCCGGAAUAACGAGUUGUGUCCCCGAUCGUCUGAUGGUGAACACCGCUGAAAGU
This is a messenger RNA of Aedes albopictus (Asian tiger mosquito), 4662 nucleotides long. RefSeq lists its product as uncharacterized. NCBI's taxonomy places the organism in Eukaryota, Metazoa, Arthropoda, Insecta, Diptera, Culicidae. The coding region runs from base 3698 to 4543 and encodes 281 amino acids. The record is from RefSeq and is a predicted model, not a curated record. The transcript has a single exon.